This is a messenger RNA of Monoraphidium neglectum, 774 nucleotides long. RefSeq lists its product as hypothetical. The transcript is spliced from 5 exons. Lineage: Eukaryota; Viridiplantae; Chlorophyta; Chlorophyceae; Sphaeropleales; Selenastraceae. The record is from RefSeq and is a predicted model, not a curated record. Bases 1 to 774 code for a protein of 257 amino acids.
AUGCUCCGCUCUCCCCUCAAUGGUCGCAGCAGCGCAGCGGUGCAGCGGCGAAACGCCUGCGCUGCUGCCGGCUGCUCCCACCCGGUCAUAGCGCCGCGCACAGCCGCGAGCAGCAGCCGAAAUGGAUGCGCGGCGCGCGCCAGCAGCGACGAGCCCAGCACAAGCAGCAGCGGGUCCAUGCCCGCCGCGGCGGCAGCGGCCCUGGCGGCGCUGCUGCUGGGGUCGGCCGCGCCGGCGUGGGCGGCGCUGCAGCCGCAGGUGGACGUGGCUGAGCUGGCGGCGGUUGCCGUGGAGGACGAUGACUUUAUGGACCAGUACGACCGCGACAUGGAGCAGCUGGCAGAGUCUGUCGACCCCGAGGUCGCGAUGCCGCCGGAGCUGCAGGAGUUCCUGAGGCUGUUUGAGAGGGGCACGCCCCGCGACCUGAGGAAGCUGGAGGCGGCGCGCGAGAAGGUGGGCUUCCGCCGCGGCGCCGACGGCCGCGUGUCCCUCAUCAGCGACGGCGGCGAGGAGUUCGCGAUCGACCUGAGCGACGACGUGCUGGUGGCGCAGCUGUUUGCCAACGGGCUGUGGGAGGAGGUGCUGGAGCCACUGGAGGUGGUGCGGGCGCCAGAGGACGGCACUGCCAACGCGAGCGCCUCCGCCGCGAGCCAGCUGCGGCUCAGUGAGGAGGAGUUCCGCGGCGUGGUGUCGCUGCUGCAGGGGGCGCAGGAGAUGGCGGAGGAGCCGCUGGAGGACCUGCCACAGGAGGACGACGGCCAGCAGCAGCAGUGA